UUAAGGCAAAAUGUGAGUGAGAAUCAUCAGAAGCUGUCAGAUGCACUUUAAACCUCACCUCAUGCCCCCAUUCACCUUUAAAUACCCAAAAGCAUCAGUGGAGGGCAGAGUGUGCAGUAUAGGACCUCUGCUUUCUCUGUUUUGAAUGGAGCUUUGAGAAUGUGCUGGUCGAGUCAUGUGUCACGCUGUGAAAUAAAGGAACAGAAACUGCAUUUAAAAAAAAUGUUCCACUGUAUUGUGCUGUGUGUUUAGAGUCGUGUGGCUUUAGUUUAAACUUUAUUUUGAUUAUCUAAGAAUGGUGGAUGAGGAUUAGAUGAGAGAUUAGGUUUCGGGGGACUUUUAUGGCUGACAGGAGCAAAGGAGCCAACAGGAGCAGAGACAGGACCAGAGUGGAGCUAAGCCUGGUUAAUAAUACAAGACUCAAUCCUUCACUAUGGGCUCAAACCAUGAACCUCGUAGCCUCUGUCUUUGGUACAAUGAAGGAGAUGUACCGCGGUCUGAACCCGGCCACUCUCACCGGGGCCAUAGAUGUGAUUGUGGUGCGACAACCCGAUGGCUCGCUCCAGUGCUCGCCGUUUCACGUUCGCUUUGGAAAACUGGGAGUGCUGCGGUCCAAGGAGAAAGUGGUGGACAUAGAGAUAAACGGGGAGGCGGUGGAUCUGCACAUGAAGCUGGGAGACAACGGAGAGGCUUUCUUUGUGGAGGAAAAUGAGGACCUGGAGUCUAAAGUCCCAGCCCACCUGUGCACCUCCCCCAUCCCCUGUGAGACUGAGGAGCAGCAGGACCCAAUGGAACUAGCAGAACCAGAGGGAACCACAGCGAGCGCAGGACGCAGGAAGAAACGCAGGAAGAAACGUGUCCGGACUGAUUGUCCCGUGAGAAAUGAGAGUUCAUCAGAGGAGAAAGAGGAGAGUGAGAGCCCACAGCAGCCCGAGACAGGCCCCCUGCUACAGACCAGUAAAUCCAUCUACUUCUCUAUGUGUGAGGACCUGGAGCAGCUGAGAGACGCCCAUGCUUACUCUGACUCAGAGCAGUCACCCAACGAAAAUGUGUUCCUGAGUCGUCCCUCAUCUCCUAAGAGCGACUCAGAGCUGUGUGUUCGACCUCGUGGAUCUUCAGGACCUGAGAUUCAAUGGAACUGGGGAGGCUUUCCUACGCCGUGCCAGUCGCAGCGCUCCCCUGUUCAUGUUUCUGUCUCAGUCUCCUCCCCCUCCCACUUCAGAACUAUUGAGAGGCAAGACUCUUUUGACCUGGGAAUCACACCCCCAACACUCCUGUCCGUCUCCCCCACCAGAGUGACAGUGGUCAGACCCAAAGCCAGAACAAGAUCCCUGGAUUUAAACAACUACUUCCCUCAGCCUCCUCUUUUAAAACCAGGCAGCGGACUGCAAAACAAGGCCUCAGUUUCAACUUUUAAAUCUAGAUCUUCAAAUUUUAAUCUUCCAAAUGGUGAUAAAACAGACAAAGAUGGCAUAAUGCACAUUUCUAGCAAGUCAGAAAAAGUGCAGAUUCAAAAUGAUGCAAAUAAAGAAGAAGCAAUAUAUCAACUCGAAGAGGAGAAUGGACAGAUGAGUGCGCGAGUGAAUGGAGGAGAGGAUGGAGAGUGUUUGAAAGAGAAAAUAUUGGCCGAUAACUUUGAAUCUGUAGAGACUAGUUUUAACUAUGAGGGAGAGGAGAUAUGCAACUCAACACCGGCAAACAGCAGUGCCACCAAUUCAGAGAUACAGGACCAGGACAAGAAGGAGAAGCGUAGUCACCAUCUUGGAACAUCUGGCAUUUAUUUGGACGAUCUGACGUCCAUGGACCCAGAAGUGGCUCUCCUCUACUUCCCCAAAACGGGAAAGGAGGCCUCCCAGCCUGCGGGGGCACACUCACUGUCCAGGUCUCUCUCUCCUCAGUCUGUGGGCAGUGGGGCGUUGGACAGUGGUACAGAUUAUCUCUCUGACUCUGCGUUGUUUUCUGCCGAUGUGAGUCUGUCUCUGUGCGGGCCAGGGGACAGCAGCGCCAUCAGCAAAGAGAAGUUUGAGGAGCGGAUGGUGACGUAUCAAGACUUUAGCAAUAACCCUGGACUCAUCGAUGACCCAAACCUUGUUGUCUGCAUCAACUCAAAUUAUUAUAACUGGGCUGUGGCUGGUCCCAUGGUCUUAGCGAUGGCGGCUUUUCAGAAGAAUCUGCCCAAGAGUACAGUGGAGCAGCUUGUCAAAGAUAAAAUGUCCAAGAAGUCUGGACGCUGGUGGUUCCCGUUCAGAAGGAGAGAUCAAAGCCAAAAAAAUUCUAAAGAAGAUGAGCCAGAUGAGCCAGUGAGCUCUCUUCCUCCCACAGUGCAGGCCACUCUGGAUGACGUGGACAGUGAUGAAGCUGCAGGUUUGGGGAGAUUUGCAUCUCUGCCCUCGUCUCUCUCCUCCAAUGUCCUGGCUUCAUCUCAGAGCUUUAGUCACAUGUACCGCAAAUCCCUGCGGCUUACCUCCAAACAGAUCGAACAGUUGAAUCUGUGUGAGGGGGAAAACUCUGCAGUCUUCAGUGUGACCACUCAGUACCAGGGCACGUGUCGCUGUGAGGCCUCCAUCUUCCUCUGGAGUUGGGACGAUCGUGUGGUGAUUUCUGAUAUUGACGGCACCAUCACUAAGUCUGACGCUUUGGGGCACCUCCUCACCACCAUCGGAGCUGACUGGACUCACUUCGGCAUUGCCAAAUUGUACCACAGAAUUCACCAAAAUGGGUACCGCUUCCUGUACUGUUCUGCUCGAGCCAUUGGGAUGUCAGCUUGGACUAAAGAGUAUCUGAGUCGGGUGAAUGAUCGAGGGGCUGUUCUGCCAAAAGGUCCUGUGCUCCUGGCCCCCAGCGGCCUGGUCUCGGCACUGCACAGGGAGGUGAUUGAGAAGAAGCCGGAGGUGUUUAAAGUGGCCUGUCUCAGUGACAUCAGAGACCUGUUCAACCCACACAGAGAGCCCUUCUACGCUGCUUUUGGAAAUAGAACCAAUGAUGCGUUUGCGUACAAAGCGGUGGGCAUCCCAGAGACUAGGAUCUUCACAGUGAACCCCAGAGGAGAGCUGAUCCAGGAGAAAACCCGAUCCAACAAGUCCUCGUACCCUCACCUGUGCGAGCUGGUGGAGCACUUCUUCCCCUCUCUCUGCACCGGCGCUGAGGUGUUGGACUGUCCUGACUUCAGCAGCGCCACUUACUGGAAAGAGCCGCUGCCACCCCUGGACCUGGAUGCACUUCUGUAGACCACCACAAUCACUACUGUUACUGCCACUACUGCUACUGUUACUAGAGCUAGUAGUAUUACUUCAUUUGUUCAUGGGGGCAGCUUAAACAUACUGAGCAAUAAAAUACAACGAUAAUAGAAAUGCUCAAACAUCUCAUUGCAGCUCAGGUAAGGUCAUUAGAUACUUUGUCAGGGCAGUAACAACCGUGUGUGUCCGCUGUCCUCACACCACAGCGUCCUUCAGUGGAAGCCGGGUGAGCUCUGGACACGACAGAAAAGCCUCUUCUCAGCUUUUCUCUCUCUGCGCUGUCGUUUUGGUCGGUGAUGAGGCCAAAAUUAAAUAUCUUCUGCUAUGUUUGGUGUAAAAAGUGUCUAGCAUUUCAGGUUUAGUUGUCUCAAACCAGGGUCAUGGCUUGUAUAUGGGAAAAACUAACUGCUCAAAUCUCACAAUUCAAUCCUUAAUUUCCUUAAUGUCUAUUCUUUGAACUAGACAAGCUGCAGAUGUUCAUUUUGUCUUCUUAUAUACCGUAUUUUCCGGGCUAUUAGACGCGCUCUUAAGCCUCCAACCCCAUCAAAAAACGACCCGGCGUCCACUUGGGUGUCCCAGCACGACUUCAGUAAACUACAAAGCCGCACCACCCGCAGAACAUGCAAACACACACGGAGCAGACAGCGACCGCACAGCGAAACACACCCACAGACACACUCAUCACUCCACGCCAACGAGGAACGGAACGGAGGAACAAACCGAAAAAGCGAGUGCAAUGCGCCACUUCUAGACACAACUGAACAACUGAGUCACUGCGAACACGCCGACAAUCCAGUGGUCCCAGACAGCACCCUCCCUACCCGCCACAACUGAACAAAGCCCAGAGUCGCCAUGAACGCGCCAAACAAACCAAACCACUCACCCAUCACACUGUUGUGUUUCCUUUAAAGUCCAGUGUGGUUUAUUUGUGAAGAAAGUUCGAAAAUAGACCAUUUAAUGACAGUGCGUCUUAUAAUCCAGAGCGACUAAUAGCCCGGAAAAUACAGUACUUUAACUUUUUGGGUUCUUUUUAAAGACAAUGCAGUAAAGUGUAUUUACCUUGUUGACAUGUUUCUGCUGCUGCAUCUUCAGAACUGUCACCGGUGUUGGUGGUGACGUGUUGUAUAUCAGCUGUUGUUACUUCCUGUGGGCGUGGUCAUCCUGAUGGACCUGCAGGUGGCUCAGACUGACCAUGCCUCCCGUCGUCCGGUGUUCUCUGGAGGAGGGUGUCCCAGGUGUGUGAAAGGAGGAACACGCCAUCAUCACGGUUAAUUCUGUCCGUGCCUCGUUUCCUGAUUUAAAUGGCUUCCUUGAUCCAGCAUUUGAACUAGGAAGUAACAACAGCUGAUGUACGACACGUCACCACCAUCACCGGGGACAGUUCUGAAGAUGCAGCAGCAGAAACAUGUCAACAAGGUAAACACACUUUACUGCAUUGUCUUUAAAAAGGACCUAAGAAGUUCAAGUAGACAAGCUGCACUUCUUAGUUGGUCAAAAUCUCCAAAUAUUAAGUUAGAAAUUUAAGAUAAAAACAAAGACUGCUCAGUAUACCAGUUAGUCAUCCACAAGAGCAGCCAACAACUACUGCGACUACCACUACUACUGCUACUAAUACUACUACUAGUUUUACUGCUAUGACAAUCAAAGUACCACAAGCACAGAACACUUCAUGGAAAAUGUCAGAAUAAGAAACAGUUAUGCAAAUUUGCACUUUUAAAUGAUAAACUAAGUUUAAAAUAUUUAUGUCUUUCCAGAGGAGAACGUGGUUAAAAUCCACACUCAAGUAAACGUGCUGUUACCUCACUUUUAUUUGUGAACAGAAGAGUUAUUUCAAACAUUUUUAUGGUUAAAUAAUGAUUCAUGAAAAAACAAUUAUUCCAUAGUUUUGGGUAUAAAGUUGACACUAAGGGCACAAAACCAGAACUUUUUAGCAGUUUUAUUCUUCACUUACCUUCUGCAUUCUGAGCAUCCUAAUUAUUCACCACGAUGAGUUUAUGAGCUCUUUUCACAACUCUCACAGAUCAGAGCGGAGUUUUUCCGUCGCAGUAAACUAGAAUGCUAAAGCACACCAGUGUUAUUUCCUGGUUCACAGACACAUUUCUACUUUAUUGCAUGAUAGAAAUUGGGGAUAGUCCCGUAAUGUAAAUGUUUUUGGAGUUCACUUGGAGUUUCUCAUGUAUUUGAACAAAAUGUGUUUUGCCCCAUUACAGAUAAAUUGUAUAUGCUGCUCCUGAGGUCAACAUAAGUCUGCUGUACGCUGCCUGUAUUUAAUUAUAAAGCAUUUUAUUGUCUCAAGAAUCAAGAGGUGGGUAGUGGUUUGCAUGCUAGUUGUUGUUACCGUUCCUGCUCUAGUCACUGAGAGUCAUGAAAAGUGCUUAUAAACUUAUUGCAGUGAAUAAUUAGGAUACUCAGAAGGCAUAAGGUGAGUGAGGAAUCAUUUUGGACCACAGAAAUCCAUGUAUCAUUCGUUCAUUAGUUUUUCUAUAUAAAACCAAAAAUAAGAAAACAGUUUUCUUCAUUAUUUGUCUCCAAAACCAAAAUGAAAAAAUGGAUAACGAUUCGUUUUUUCAGUUUUCAAUUUUGUAUUUAAAUGAAGAAUGGAAAAAGGGAUAACAGCCGUUUCCCGUUUACGUGACUUCCAUGACUGCGAUGCCGAUCUUUUGCACUGCAUACGGACUGAACCAGGACUGAUGCAGGUCCAGGACCAGACCGGGAUUGAGACCAUGACCAGACCGUGACCAGACCGUGACCAGACCGUGACCAGACCGAGACUGAGAUCAGAACUGAAACCGGGACCAGACCAAGACUGAGACCAGACCAGGACCAGACCGGGACUGAGACCGAGACCAGACUGGGACCAGGCCGGGACCAGGCCGGGACCAGACCGGAGGCUCAGAGCCCACAGCAGGGCCGGAGGUCGAAGCUUAAGCUCGGACACUGCGGAGGCUCAGAGUCAAAGCUCGGAGUCUGCUCUGGUCCCGAUCUGGUCCCGAACCUGGAUCAGUCCUGGUUCAGUCCGUAUGCAGUGCAAAAUUCUGACAUUGCAGUCACUGGAGUCAUGUAAACAGGAAUCUGUUUUUUUCCAUUCU
This is a messenger RNA of Boleophthalmus pectinirostris (great blue-spotted mudskipper), 6325 nucleotides long. Its product is annotated as phosphatidate phosphatase LPIN2-like. Bases 342 to 3227 code for a protein of 961 amino acids. The record is from RefSeq and is a predicted model, not a curated record. NCBI's taxonomy places the organism in Eukaryota, Metazoa, Chordata, Actinopteri, Gobiiformes, Gobiidae. Gene Ontology annotation, biological process: positive regulation of transcription by RNA polymerase II; cellular response to insulin stimulus; fatty acid catabolic process. Gene Ontology annotation, cellular component: nucleus. The transcript is spliced from 20 exons. Gene Ontology annotation, molecular function: phosphatidate phosphatase activity; transcription coactivator activity.